UACUGCUGAAAGUAGCUCUGACGGAAUGCAUUUCAGGAAACGAUAGUCUCACACAAGCAUUUGUUUAUCUGCAGGCAUAAUGUCUGGUCCAUAACGUUAAAAGCUGCUUUAACUGUUUUGUCUUUUUUAACACUUGGGGGCAGUAGAACCAGCUGAAAACAUAGCAUCUUGGUGAUCCGAUCACAUGUGGACAGUUCUAAAUACAAGCGUACAUGGCCACCAAGACACAUUGUGAUCCAAUCACUCAAAUCACUUGAUGAGGUGGUCUGGGAUGUAUUUGACCACUUAUAUUCUGUGGUGUAAAUGCUAAUGCCUCCUGCACGAGUUGAAAUGCUAACCCUUGAUUUGCAAAACUCUCUUGAGCCGUUUUUUUGUUUUGCUGUUUUAUGGUGUGACAAUGCUUUGGUUCAGGUCUGGUUAGGUUGAGGUACAACAAGCAUUUGGUUUGGGUUAGAGAAAGAUAAUGGUUUGGAUUAAAAUGAUCAAAGUUAGGAUUAGAUGGUUAGGGUCGGGGGUUAGGUUGGGGAACUGCAAAUACCAAAAGGCAUCUGGAAGGCUCUGGCUCAGGGUAUCAUCUCAAUGUUAGCACACUACCACAUAGAUGAUGAUAUGGGGAGAGGUGUACAAAUCAAAAAGGUGGGGGGAAUUAGUAAAUUAGAAGACUUGAUCAAACUAAACAAUGCAAUUAACAAAAAGAAAAAUUUGAAUCAAACAAUGAAAUUAGUAUUAAAAAGAUUAAUGGAGUUUAAGAAAUAAAAAUUUUAGUCCUAAUGACAAGUUAUUUUUUUGGCUUCCUCUAGUGGCUUACUUAGUGUUGGGCAGAGUUGGGUAUAACGCGUUACAAAGUAACUUAGAGAGUACUUAGAGUACUUUGAUUACUUUUUGCAGUAACGAGUAACCUAACACGUUUUCAAACAAGACAUCAGUUACUUCCGUUACUUUUGGAACGCAGGUCCUUCAGCUCCGAAACAACAACGGCUGUCGUUAGGUUUAACGUUAUCUCCGUUAUUAGACCAAUCAGUCUGAAAGAAGCCACGGAGCUUGUGGCUCGCUACGUGGUCGGAGAAAUGCUGCCAUUGUCUACGGUGGAGUCUAAAUAGGUGGAGUAGGACUUGCUGACAGACACAUUUCAGACUCAGGACUUUAUUAUACCAGCAUUAUGCCUGGUACAUGCUACACGCUGGUACUCACCAAUUAUCCCUGGUCGUCUUUCACAGCGUGUGAUGUCAUCGGGUUAUUCUUGUCCUAUUUUUAUUACUUUCACUAUAAUUUGAGUCAGAACUGUGUCUGUUCAUGUGCCAGCCGACAUGUUGUUGUAGUCACCUAAAAGCGAAGUUCUGACAAAUGUUUCAGAAUAAAAGCCUAUUUAGAAAAUGGAGGGAUUCUCUCAGCUGAGGUUAUAAGGGGCUUUUAAUUUGAAACAAGUGUUGAGCUUGAAAUGACGGUGCGAUAUGUUGACUUUAUAAAGACAACAGAGCGGAUAAAAAGUAAGUGUAUAAACACACAGAGGGAUUAAUAAAUAACGGAGUGUCUAUAAUGUAGUUUGUUUCAAAUGAAGCUGGGAGCCUCUGCAGUUGUGUGUUCUCCUCAUCACUGUGACCAUGAGUUUCUGCCCUGGUCCGUCCGGUCCCCCCGGGUGCACCAGUAUCCAGGAGCAGAGGGACCGCUGGGACAGAAAACGCAGCCGAACAGCCAAAGAGUUGGUGCAGACGGAACAACGCUACUGCCAACAGCUGGAGCUGGUCACCACUUACUUUGUGGAGAUCUUGAAGGCCAAAGGAACCCUGAAGCAGGACAUUAGAGAAAGCAUCUUCAGUUCAAUUAAAGCCAUUCAUUCCAUGAACCAAUCUCUGCUGGUCCAUUUGGAGAAUGGCUACUUUGGCCGAGGCUUCGAGCAGAUGUGUCCACAGCUGCACCACUACAACUUAUAUGUGGACAACAUUUAUAAUGCUCGCAAAGUGCUCGGGAUCCAGCUGAAGAAAAACAAGGCCUUCAGACGUUUUAAGAAACUACAGGAGGCCCGACCAGAGUUCAACAACCAGAAGCUAGAGGACUUACUUCAACAUCCUGUUCAGCGAGUUGAUCAGUAUAAACAUUUCCUACAGGACCUGGCUGCCAACACAAGUCCAGACAACCCAGAGUUCCAGCAGCUUUCAAGGGCGGUGACUGCAAUAUGCGAGGUGUCCCAGCGAAUCCAGAACAAUAGCCGGCGCCAUGAGAACCACCUGCAGCUGUGCCGGGUGCAGAAACUGCUGAAGGGGCGAAAGACGAAGGUGUUGGCUGCAGGGAGGUGGUACAUCCGCGAGGGCUGGCUGAAGGUGGUUCCUACUAAAGGUGCGGAUGCUAAGCCCAAGAUGUUCUUCCUGUUCUCUGACAUGCUGCUGCAGGCCAAGCACUGCAGCCCGCUAGAAUACACCAACAGAGACAAGUUCGCUGGCCAGCACGCCUACCCCCUGCAGGACUGCACUGUGGAGAAGGUGUUUGGCCACACCAGGAGCCAGGGAGGCCUGCUCAGUUUAACCUUCCCAAAGGCCAAACUCCUGCUGAUGUCCUGCAACCAGGAGGAUCUCAAUGACUGGUACCAAAGCCUGAGCUCAGCUAUCGGGAAGCUGCAGUCUAAGCAGACAGUCAUCCAUCAAAGAGAUGAGAUGUGCCGGAGACCCCUCCGAUCAGCAGCCGACAGCCACAACAUGCCAAGCAGCAGCAGCAGCAGCAGCAGCAGUGGUAACCCCAGCAGGAAGAGAAACAUGGUGAAUGCUGAGAGCAGUGAGCACGCUCAGAUGCCUCCAGUUGAGUGGGAGAGCAGCGCCCCCAAGAGGAUGAAGCAGACUGAUGCUCCAGAGCAAAGCAGUGCAGAGACGUCCACUUCCAGCUGUGUGAUCCUCUGAUGGACUUCUUCUUCUUCUUCUUCUUCUUCUUCUUCUUCUUCUUCUUCUUCUUCUUCAGACUGUCUGAAUGAAGUUCAGUCUGAUGGUGAUGGUGGAUCCUGCACAGUCUGUCUGAGAGUUUCACUUCAGACUGACUUUUGUGUUCCAUUCAGUUUACCCAAAGGUGACACAUGUUUAACACACAUUACUAUGGGAGUCUUCUGCUUUUCCUGUGCAAUAUAAACUAUCGUGAUGUGCUGCUUUAAAGACCAAAUUUCUGAUGAAUGAAUGUUUCACUGUGAGUUGUAUGCUGCUGCUGCUGCUGCAUGUCUCCACUUCAAAUGUUCUAACACCAAUUCAGCAGUGUUUAUGAGUAUACUGCUGGGAGUCCUUUUCCCGGUCAGUACCUGAUUGCACCUCUCCACCAUUCUUUUUAGUCAGGCUGCAUUUACAGGCAGACUCUAAAGAAGGGAGAGAUAAUAAAUACAAUCUAUUUGGACAGGCUCCAUAAUAAACUCUACAUACAACAGCAUAAUAUUCAGUUUAUUCCAGGUGGACCAUGGGGCUUGGACAAGGUCCUAUUUUUAAAAAGUCGGUGUAAAAGAAACGGGCCAGCGACAAUUUAGGCCUCACAGCUGUAAAGCCUUUCACUCUCUAAAAAUCCAGUCACAUAACAGAAACAGUCACACGUCUGAUUCUGUCAAAUCAGCUCGUCUCACUGACGGAGGCAAACCGAAACUUUAUUUACAGCAGUCAUGCUACAUUCAUGUCAUAUUGUAUUUACCACAAUGACCAGGGUCAGUCUUGGAAAUAAUUAUUGCAAUAUCUAAAUGGUAAACAUGUAUGAAGCUACAACAUGGCCAGUAUUAAAUACAUUCAAUAAAAAUUAUGAAACUAUAUAGUAUUAAACUUAGUGAAAUGAGUCAUCUUGUGAAUGAAUAGAGCCAAUUAUAGAGUAUAUGGAGCAAACAUUUAUUCUGAAUAAACAAUGAUUAAAACUCAAAUUAUUAUUAUUAUUAUGAAAUGUUAUUUUUGGAGUUAAGUUUAUCUUCUUUUUUUCAAAAGUCGUUUUUCAAAGUUACAUAUAAAAAAAUCAGAAUAAUAAAUAAUAUUUCACAAUACAUUCAGUGGUAUUAAACUGUUUAUUUCAUACGUAUAUGAUUAUAUAUUUCAUGAUGCCUUCUUUUUUAUUUAAUAUUGGUCAUUAUAAUGUUUCAUUGAUAUGACUGGGAAUGUAUUUGUCCAACUUUAUUUGGAUGUUUCAUGCCAGCCAGAGUCCAACAUUUAAGUCAACUGAUCCCUAAUUGAUUAAUAAUCACACUACUGGUCCAGUUUCAGCACACUGUCGGAUAACUGCUCAUUCAGUGUACACUCCUCUUUAUAACACUGCCAGUCUUCAUCUGAGUUUAUCCCACUGUUUUCUAUGCUAUUGUGUUUCCAUGACAUGAGCAUGUCAGUGCUGCUGACUCAACCACGUCACAUUAUAGGGAAACUUUGGGGAUAUUUCUCCAGGUUUUUGUAUCUAAGUGACUAAUGGAGUUUUUGACAUUCUCAAGUAUGAAGAGAGAGUGCUGUAGCAGCAGCAACAGUAGCAAAACAAGCUAAUUAAAGUUUACUGUCCACUAAAAGUGUUUGUUCUCCCCACUGACUGGAUCAGACUGUUAUUAUGAGUGCCUGACAACAUUACAGAAAGGAUCUCUGCAGAGAAAUUGAACAUUACUUCAUACCUUUCGCUGAUCUGUUAUUGUGACCAAGUCACGAUCACAAAGAGAAGUCUGAAAUCUAAGGAGAGGUGACUUAUUGCAGGAAAAACAAUGGUGGUAUGGCAGCACAGUGGUGCAGUGGUUAGCAUUGUCACCUCACAGCAAGAGGGUUUCUGCUUCGAGUCCAGGUUAGGGGAGCCCUUCUGUGCUGAGUUUGCAUGUUCUCCCUGUGUUAGCAUGGGUUUACCCCGGGUGCUCAGGCUUCCUUCCGCAGCUCAAAGACAUGCAGGUUAAUUGGUGACUCUUAGUUGUACAUAGGUGUGAAUAUGAGUGUGAAUGGUUGUCUGUCCCUAUGUGUCAGCCCUGUGAUAGUCUGGUGACCUGUCCAGGGUGUACCCUGCCUCUCACCCAAUGUCAGCUAGGAUAGGCUCCAGCCCCCAGCGACAGACAGGAAACAAUCUGAACCUGUCAGUGACAAAAACAAGCACUUUUAGUGGACGUAAGCUGAUGGUGCAGAAUUCCCUGUAGAGAUUACAUUGCAGCCUGUUUCACUGCUGUAGCUGCUGCGGUCUCUCUCAAUACCAGGCCAGUUUCAAAAACCUGCAAUCUCGAAUACUCUCUCAGACACAAAAACAUGGGAAAAUAGAGUCCAGGGUGAGUUUCCUUGUGGUGUCUGCUCUAACUAGCUCCUUCACACAGCCUUAUUGCCUCACAGAAACAUGAUCAUCUGUUCAAAUGUAUAAUUCUUGGAAUUUUUAGAAUGUUUAGUGUUUGUUUGGUAUAUAUAGAUUAGUUAUUCAUAGCUUUUACAUGGGAGACACUGUGGGGAAUUAUUAUUAUUAUUAUUAAUGGGAUGUGUGCAUUUAAUGAGCUGCACCAUAUUCUGCAGUACAAUGACUGAUUUCUGUGAAGUAUCUGUAUCCAGGCAAGAAAACCUGGUUAACAGAUGUAAAGUUCUAUAUGCUAUAUGCAUUACAUCAUGUAUUUUCUCCUACAUUGUAUCCUGUAAACAUAUUCUUUAUUUACUAAUCAACAAAUAUUUGCUUCUCACCUGCAAAAUACUACAUAUAUUUUAUUAGCACUGUUUGUCCAUUUUUAAGCUUUGUAUGUAUCUUACAAAUCAUUUUAUUCUAUUUUUAAACCCUUUUUGCUACCUGAAGCUGUUACACUGGUUAUAAAUCAUGAAUGGAGAUGGAAAUCAUUUAAAUUUCCCAAUAAAACUCUU
This is a messenger RNA of Epinephelus fuscoguttatus (brown-marbled grouper), 5795 nucleotides long. It is a transcript of the gene arhgef39, whose product is annotated as Rho guanine nucleotide exchange factor (GEF) 39. Gene Ontology annotation, molecular function: guanyl-nucleotide exchange factor activity. The coding region runs from base 1602 to 2888 and encodes 428 amino acids. The transcript has 12 exons. Gene Ontology annotation, biological process: positive regulation of cell migration. Gene Ontology annotation, cellular component: plasma membrane. The record is from RefSeq and is a predicted model, not a curated record. Lineage: Eukaryota; Metazoa; Chordata; Actinopteri; Perciformes; Serranidae.